This is a messenger RNA of Delphinapterus leucas (beluga whale), 3282 nucleotides long. It is a transcript of the gene GRIN3B, whose product is annotated as glutamate ionotropic receptor NMDA type subunit 3B. The record is from RefSeq and is a predicted model, not a curated record. Gene Ontology annotation, cellular component: membrane. Gene Ontology annotation, molecular function: ligand-gated monoatomic ion channel activity; signaling receptor activity. Lineage: Eukaryota; Metazoa; Chordata; Mammalia; Artiodactyla; Monodontidae. Gene Ontology annotation, biological process: monoatomic ion transport.
AUGGAGUUUGUGCGGGCCUGGCUCGGCCUGGCGCUAGCGCUGGGGCCGAGGCCCGCCGGGGGCCACCCGCACCCGUGCGGCGUCCUGGCGCGCUUGGGGGUCUCGGUGCGCCUGGGCGCCCUCCUGCCCCGCGCGCCCGCCGCCCGCGCCCGCGCCCGCGCCGCCCUGGCCCGGGCCGCCCUGGCGCCGCGGCUGCCUCACAACCUGAGCCUGGAGCUGGCGGCCGCCGCGCCCCCCUCCCGCGACCCCGCCUCGCUGGCCCGCGGCCUAUGCCAGGCGCUGGCGGCACCGGGCGUGGCGGCCGUGCUAGCCUUCCCCGAGGCGCGGCCCGAGCUGCUGCAGUUGCACUUCCUGGCGGCGGCCACCGAGACCCCCGUGCUCAGCGUGCUGCGGCGGGAGGCCCGCGCUCCGCUCGGCUCCCCGAACCCCUUCCACCUGCAGCUGGACUGGGCCAGCCCCCUGGAGACUCUGCUGGACGUGCUGGUGUCAGUGCUGCAGGCGCACAGCCGGGAGGACGUUGGCCUGGUGCUCUGCCGCGUGCGGGACCCUGGCGGCCUUGUGGCCCUGUGGACAAGCUGGGCGGGCCGGGCUCCGAAGCUCGUGCUGGACCUGAGCAGGCUGGACCCGAGCGAUGCAGGGCUGCGGACCCGCCUGGCCCCACUGGAGGAGGCCGCGGGGGGAAUGGCCCCAGUCCCCGUGGCCGUACUCCUGGGUUGCAACGAGGCCGGCGCCUGGCGGGUGCUGCAGGCCGCACCCCCCGGGCCCCGCUGGCUGCUGGGCACGCCGCUGCCCGCCAAGGCACUCCCCACCGAAGGCCUGCCGCCUGGGCUGCUGGCGUUGGGCGAGGUCGCUCGGCCCCCGCUGGAAGCCGCCAUCCACGACGCGGUGGAACUAGUGGCCUGCGCGCUGGACAGUGCGGCCCGCGUGCAGCCGGAGCGUGCCCUCCUCCCCGCCACGAUCAACUGCAAUGACCUGCCGCUGCCCGGGCCCGAGUCCUCCGGCCGCCUCUUGGCACGGUUCCUGGCCAACACGUCCUUCCGGAGCCACACGGCGCCGGUGUGGGUGACCGGCUCCUCGCAGGUGCACAUCUCCCGGCGCUUCCGCGUGUGGAGCCUCCGCCGGGACCCGCGGGGCGCCCCGGCCUGGGCCACGGUGGGCCGGUGGCAGGACGGGCGGCUGGAGUCAGAGGCAGGGGGCGUGGCCGGUUGGCCCCCACCCCCGCCGGAAGCCCGGGCGCCGCCCAAGCUGCGCGUGGUGACGCUGGUGGAGCCCCCGUUCGUGUUCGCCCGCGAGCCGCACGAGGACGGUCGGUGCCCGGCGGGGCAGCUGUGCCUAGACCCCGGCAGCAACGACUCGGCAGCCCUGGACGCGCACUUCGCCGCGCUGGCCGACGGCUCGGCGCCCCACGCACUGCGCAGGUGCUGCUACGGCUACUGCAUCGACCUGCUGGAGCGCCUGGCGGAGGACGCGCCCUUCGACUUCGAGCUGUACAUCGUGGGCGACGGCAAGUACGGUGCGCUGUGCGACGGCCGCUGGACCGGCCUGGUGGGCGGCCUGCUGGCCGGCCGGGCGCACAUGGCUGUCACCAGCUUCCGCAUCAACUCAGCCCGCUCGCAGGUGGUGGACUUCACCAGCCCCUUCUUCUCCACCAGUCUGGGCAUCAUGGUGCGCGCGCGGGACACGGCGUCGCCCAUCGGCGCCUUCACGUGGCCGCUGCACUGGUCCAUGUGGCUGGGCGUCUUCACCGCGCUGCACCUGACUGCGCUCUUCCUCACCCUAUACAAGUGGCGCAGCCCCUUCGGCCUCACGCCCCGCGGCCGCAUCCAGGGCACCGCGUUCUCCUACUCCUCUGCCCUCAACCUCUGCUACGCCAUCCUCUUUGGACGCACAGUGUCCAGUAAGACGCCCAAGUGCCCCACGGGCCGCCUCCUCAUGAACCUAUGGGCCAUCUUCUGCCUGCUCGUGCUGUCCAGCUACACGGCCAACCUGGCCGCCGUCAUGGUCGGGGACAAGACGUUCGAGGAGCUCUCGGGGAUCCACGACCCUAAGCUGCACCACGCGUCCCAGGGCUUCCGCUUCGGAACCAUGUGGGAAAGCAGCGCGGAGGCCUACAUCGAGAAGAGUUUCCUGAAGCUGUACGCACACGUGCGGCGCCACAGUGCGCCCACCACGCCCCACGGCGUCGCCAUGCUGACAAGCGACCCCCCCAAGCUCAAUGCCUUCAUCAUGGACAGGUCGCUCCUGGACUACGAAGUGUCCAUCGACACGGACUGCAGACUGCUGACCCUGGGCAAGACUUUCGCCAUCGAGGGCUAUGGCAUCGGACUCCCCCGGAAUUCGCCGCUCACCUCCAACCUGUCCGAGUUCAUCAGCCCCUACAAGUCCUCCGGCUUCAUCGACCUCCUGCACGACAAGUGGUACAAGAUGGUGCCUUGUGGCAAGCGGGUCUUCGCUGUUACAGAGACCCUCCAGAUGGGCAUCUACCACUUCUCGGGACUCUUCGUGCUGCUCUGCCUGGGCCUGGGCAGUGCUCUGCUCAGCUCGCUGGGGGAGCACGUCUUCUACCGCCUGGCGCUGCCGCGCAUCCGAAGAGGCAACAAGCUGCAGUACUGGCUGCACACGAGCCAGAGAAUCCAUCGCGCCCUCAACACGGAGCCGCCCGACGGGCAGGAGGAGCCGGAGCCGAGGGGUCUCAAGGAGCCUCAGCAGGACACUCUGGCCGCCCCCGCCAGCCCGGGGGGCUGGACACGGGUGCGCUGGGCCUCGGUGAGGGAGCGUCGCACGCACUUCCUGCUGGAGCCGGCCGUGGCCGCCGCCGCUGCCACCACUCCCGUUAAGGAUGCCCCAGACGCGGAUGCGGCUGGGCCGCCCAGGGGCCCCGUCUGGCUCUGCUCCAACGGCCGCCCGCCCGCCGAGCUGUUCUCGGGCGCCCCACGCCCCGGGGAGCUAGAACAGCUGGAGCAGCGCAUCGCAGGCGCACGCGAGAGGCUCCGCCAGGCGCUGGUGCGGCGCGGGCAGCUCCUCGCCCAGCUGGGGGACGGCGCCCGCCAUGGGCCGCGCAGCCGGCUCCAGGCCUCCGAGGAAGCACCCAUGGCCGCCCAGUGACGCGGGACCAGGCCCUCCUCCACCUGCAGCAGGGGCUCCGAGGGGCCUCGCGUGGCCUCCCCACACACACAAACGCUGGCUGGACGCUGUCAACAGUUUAUUCUAUAUACAAACACCAUUUUGUACACUGCAAUUAAAUAGAGUGGAAUGAGCCCUCUGCUCCAUUCCUCACGGUGU